This is a messenger RNA of Lingula anatina, 2304 nucleotides long. RefSeq names its product vesicle transport through interaction with t-SNAREs homolog 1B-like. The record is from RefSeq and is a predicted model, not a curated record. Gene Ontology annotation, biological process: intracellular protein transport; vesicle fusion with Golgi apparatus; macroautophagy. Gene Ontology annotation, molecular function: SNARE binding; SNAP receptor activity. Lineage: Eukaryota; Metazoa; Brachiopoda; Lingulata; Lingulida; Lingulidae. Gene Ontology annotation, cellular component: Golgi apparatus; ER to Golgi transport vesicle membrane; late endosome membrane.
UUGAGUUUUUAAGAAGACAGCUCAUGUGACAAAAUCUGUGUAACUCUAAAAAAUCCCAUCGUGACAAUGCUGUGAUCAGAUAUACUGUCAAAAAUGUCUUCUGAAAAGUUUGAACGUGCAGAAGAAGAGUUUCAAACAGUAUAUGAUGAUCUGAGGCUAAAAGUUGGAGAGAGAAUUGGCCGGAGUGUAGGAGAGGAAAGAAAACGGUUAAUACGUGAAGUGGAGAGAGGAUUUGAAGAUGAGAAUGUUUUGCUCCAAGAAAUGGAAAGGGAGGCCAAGAUGGCACCCAUAUCAUACCGAACAGACAUGAUGGGAAGGCUGAGGAACUACAGGAGAAACCUUGAUCAGUUAUCCAGGGAUCUGAAAAGAAAUACCAGUGGUUUUGGAAGCAGAGAUGACUUUGGAGGGAGAAAUGAAUUAGAUGCAAUGGCUGCCUCCCAGAGGGCCAAGCUAGUACAAGGCACUGAAUCCCUCCAAAGAGGCACAGAGAGCAUAGCGCGGUCACACAGGAUAGCAGCAGAGACGGACCAGAUAGCAGAGGAUACUGUUGGGGAGCUAGCCAAUCAGAGAGAGGCUUUGCUUCGAACAAGAGAUAGGCUUGUUGAUACACAACAAAAUUUAACAAAAAGCAGAAGCAUUCUGAAAAGUAUGGGAAGAAGGGUGAUGACAAACAAGAUGAUAUUAGUUGUGAUAAUUCUAGUGGAGCUGGCUAUUCUAGCAGGAGUCAUAUACUGGAAAUUUUUCAUGAAAAAGAAAUCCAGUUAGCUAGAAUAUCAAUUAAACUACAUAAAAAGUGUAUAUUACACCUUUAUAGUUUUCCAAGGGAGGAGAAUGGGAAUGGUGCACAUAAAGACACUUUUGUCCUCAGAUUUUAGCUAACUAUAAUAACAUUAUGGUGUGGAUAUCUAUCAUUACCAAAUAAGAAAAAUGAGUAAACCUUUGUUAAAGACAUUGCAAUAUUGUGCAGGUGUUUUUUUCAAUGUUUUUUUUCCUUACCACUGCUCAUGUUGCUGAGAUACAGGACCAUACAGUAAGACAUUAUUUAUUUAUUCUGAAUGUAGUAUAUAAGAAUGACUGCAGGUUAAUGUACUGUGUACUUUCAGAUGAAAAUAGUCCAUUUGCAUUUUAGAUGGGUUUGGGAUGAGACAGAAAAUUUUGAAUCCCAAGUGCGAGUUCCGGUGUAAAAGACUGGAAGAUUAAAGGACAGACUAAAUUUAGUUUUAAGGAGAGAGUAAUUUAGGAGAAAACACUGUGUGCACUGAUGAAAGAUAAUGCCCUUAUAGUCUCUUUUAUAGACUGAGAAGAAUUGUAGUCUUAAAUUUUUCCUGAAAUCUGCUUUAUCCCUUUGAAAAUUUAUAAAGUCACAAUUUUCUUCCCCAGCUGGGAAAAAUAUUGUGCCGUUUCUCAACAAACACAAUGGGAUAAUUAUAAUUUUAUGUAGUGCAAUAUGUGGACCUAUUUCACAAAAAGUUCUUGUUCUAUGCUUUGACUACUAAAAUAAGUUAACUACAGCAAAUCUAAUUUGUCAUCAUCCUCACUAUGUGAAUACUUCUGAUAUCUACGUGAUGAUGAUGACAUAAUCAACUUUACAUACCCUUAGCAAAAUGACAAGUUUGCAGCAAGGAGUUUGCAAGAAAAAUUUGUAUUGCUGCUCAUUUGCAGCAAAUUUGCGAGAAGUUUUCACCGGGCAUGAUAUUUUGCUAAGGGUAGUCAGAUAUCUAAUUUUAGCUUAUUUUAUAUUUAGAGUAGUGAUAUGGAUCUUAGGAGUUUUUGAGAAUGAUUGGCCCUCAAUAAAUGUAUUUCACAUAUCUAAAUGGGCUAUUAUUACCAGUGUAGUGAGAGUAACAUCUUAAAUCUAGGCAAUCACAGUUUGCUGAAGAGUCUUAGUAAAAUGACCAAAAGCAGUUUGUGGGUGACUAGAUUCUUUGUAAAAUGCCACUUUAUCAGUCUUGGCAGGAAAAAAUUUCAGCCCAAAAUUGACUACUUACUUUUUGUGAAAAGUGCUCCAGGUCACUUAAUUGUGUAAUUUCAGGAUAUGAAGAUGCAUAAAUAAGUGGAAAGUAUCAUUACAUUGGCAACAUAUUGAUUAAUAUAGAAAAGGGCUGUACUGAAUUUUACUGAUUGUUGAAACUAACAUAAAAAUUCAUCAUAUUGAUGUUGCUAAAUACUGGAGGAUGUCAUUCAAUCCUCAUGCAUUUGUCCUUUUGCGUAAUCUUCAAUUCAAUGCAUAUGAUAUUUAAAGAUACAUAUGUGAAACUUGUGGCCAACUUAGUCUUCAAAAUGUAUUGGAACUGCAUUUUAUUU